Molecule: messenger RNA, 2696 nt
Organism: Drosophila mauritiana
Lineage: Eukaryota; Metazoa; Arthropoda; Insecta; Diptera; Drosophilidae
Gene: qkr58E-2
Product: KH domain-containing, RNA-binding, signal transduction-associated protein 2
Exons: 4
Coding region: 240-1490 (416 amino acids)
Biological process (GO): regulation of alternative mRNA splicing, via spliceosome
Cellular component (GO): nucleus
Molecular function (GO): mRNA binding
Source: RefSeq, a predicted model, not a curated record
CAGCGCGAGAGACCGGAGUUGCCGGACCGAGCCGCUGACAUAGUAAAUGUCCGAAUAAAAUACACACUUGGAAAAAGAGAGAAAAAUUAGGGCCAUUGGGAAGGCUGAAGUGUGCUAAGCUAGCAAUCAUACCGAAUCGACAGCAAAAGCGAUCGCCCGCAAUCUGCGCACGGAAAAUCCGAGACUCGGCAACUUAGCAGGACGAUAGAGCGACAGCGAUCCCGAAGGCAGGACGACAAAUGGCGGAGAACGGACUGCGCGUGCCAGGGUCAUCCGCGGUGGCCUCUGCGGUGGCUUCCACUGCGACGGGAGUCGGCGGUGGAUCAGCAGCGGGAACUGCGGGGGCCGGGACAGGAGUGGUGCCCACCGGCGGCAGCGGCGGGACGAGCAACGGGGAGCAUGAGAACGAACACAACGCCAAUGCAGACGGCGAGAAGGCCCAGCCGGCGCCGGCGGUCCAGAAGUACAUGCAGGAGCUCAUGACGGAGCGAUCGCGCAUGGAAAACCACUUCCCCCUGGCGGUGAAGCUAAUUGACGAAGCUCUGGAGCGUGUGCAGCUAAACGGACGCAUUCCCACGAGAGACCAGUACGCCGAUGUCUACCAGCAGCGCACCAUCAAGCUGUCCCAAAAAGUGCACGUGCCCAUCAAGGACAAGAAGUUCAACUAUGUGGGCAAGCUACUGGGGCCCAAGGGCAACUCACUGCGUCGCCUGCAGGAGGAGACGCAGUGCAAGAUCGUCAUACUUGGUCGCUUCUCAAUGAAGGAUCGCGCCCGUGAGGAGGAGCUGCGCAACUCCGCGGACGCAAAGUACGCCCACCUGAAUCUUCCGCUGCACGUCGAGGUGUCCACCAUUGCUCCGCCCGCCGAGGCGUACGCUCGUGUGGCGUAUGCCCUGGCUGAGAUUCGGCGGUACCUCACGCCGGACAAGCACGAUGACAUCCGCCAAGAGCAGUACCGCGAACUCAUGGAGGAUCCGGAGGCGGCCAAGAAGCUGACGCUUCGCCAGCUGCAACAGCAGUCGAAUGCGGCAGGUAGUGGUGCAGGAGGAGGAGGCGGUGGUGGAGGCGGAAACGGAAAUGGCGGUGCAGCUGGAUCCGGCAACAACAAUGCCAAUGGGAACCAGCGCUCCGGCGGCAACUACAGACAAAAGUUUCAGCAACAAUCACACUAUCGCCACAACGAGGAGACUGUCUAUUUUCGCUCACACAACAAUGCGUACCACCAGCCAAAACCCUAUGUGCCAGCCGCCCAGAGGGGCAAUGCCAUGCACACAACCUUGCCACCGCAAGCAAUUGUGCGAGCCUCACCGCCCGGAAUGGUCGUCAGUGCGGCCAGCUUCAAUGGCCGAAACGCCGGGCUGGGUAAUGCCGGCGGUGGCGGAAUCAUGGCCAAUAGCAUCGUGGCCACCACUGGCGGUGGCAUCGGUGGCGCUGUGCCACCCAACAUGCGCUACCGUCCCGCUGCCCCCUAUCAGUUUGUCAAGAAAUAAUACAGAUGGGAGGAUGCACCGCCCGCUGCCGUUCGCUGUUUGUUCAACUAUUCCUCACCAUCAUUGAUGCCUCAUCCGGAAGUAUUCACGCCCAUCUGUCAUACCCAUCCAAACACCCACAGCCACACACAGCUCCAAAGGUAGAUGUAGUAACUAUGAGAACAUUGGAAACUUGUCAUGCAUUGAUUUCAUCAAGAUUUCGGCAGGGUGGAAACCAAAACGAAACGAAUGAGUAAAUCUAUGUUUAAGAAAACUAGCCUAAGUAGACAAAUGCUCCGAGGAACAGACGAACACCUCAGCCACCCAACCAAAACCAAAACUAACCGACCAGACAAACACCCACCACCCCACACGCACGCAACCUCUUCUCGAGGAUUGGGUUCGAAGGAUCACGAGGGUCUGCGAUCUAAGACUUUGGAAUCCGUGUGUUGGGCCCUGCGAGCAUUUGGAAGAGAAGAAUUGAAGAAGGAGAACGAGGAGGAGGUGGAGAACGCCUCGAUGGAUCGGGCCGAAUCGAAUGGACGCAUUCAAGGAUGGUCCCAGUCGAGCCAAAUGUCCUUGUUUUGUUUUGUCGCAUAUUAUUAACAUUUUAAUUUUACCACUGACGCAUGCGAAGAUGUCAUCAAUUUGUAAUUUAUAUAAAUGAAUAUAUAUAUCUCCUUAUGCUUACUCUCAUACGUAUCCUUCUCGCAGUCGCUUAACUCUAUUGCUUUUCCAACUCUGCGUUUAAGUUUAUCCCAUUUUUUGUUGUAAUGCCUUUUGUAUUAUGUUUACGUUUAGAAGAGGAGGCUUUUUAUUUUUAUUUGUUACGUCGCCAGGACAGAGAAAGCAACUGCAAACGAUCAUGAAUAAUAUAUAACAAGUAUAUACAAGCGGUAUGAUUUAUAACACAUAGUGCAUAUGCAACACCACACGAUCAUACGCGCGUACGCAUAUUCAAAGCAUCAGCAUAUUCACCUAAAGCCGUAAAGUUUAAACCAAAUGAACAUUAGAAACGCAAACGAGAAUCUAAAACACACACAGAUCGGAGCAGGAGACCGAUUUCGCCUACGAUAAUGCUAAUGUAGCGGACAUAGCAAACCACAUCCGAUCAGAGAAAAUAUGCAAACACAUACAUACAUACAUAAUUGUUAUUGUUGUUAAAAGCAACUAAAAUUGUAAUAGAAAUUAUGCAAAUAUACAUACGAAUAUGACGACAAAUGUUAA